Eucalyptus grandis is the source of this 1020-nucleotide messenger RNA. RefSeq lists its product as uncharacterized. The record is from RefSeq and is a predicted model, not a curated record. Lineage: Eukaryota; Viridiplantae; Streptophyta; Magnoliopsida; Myrtales; Myrtaceae. Bases 152 to 595 code for a protein of 147 amino acids. The transcript is spliced from 2 exons.
CGCCACUUCGAUUUAUUUCUGUCUCUCGACCAAGGCAAAGAAAUUUCAAACGAUAACUCAAGUGUCCAUUUCUACUUCUUGUUCUUGCUUCUUUCCAUUUUGCCUUUUUUACAUCGAUUCACUCACUCAUAAGACCUGCCCCUCUACUCCUAUGGAAAGAACCGACAAUUCGCCACCCAAAUUUUCCUUAAGGGAGUUUUUCAAGUCCUUGAUCGAUCACAAAGGGAAAAAUAAGCCUGAAGAGGUCCGCAACUACCUCCUCGUUGUGGCCACCCUAAUUGCCGCAGUGACUUUCCAAGCCGGCGUCAACCCUCCUGGUGGUGUCUGGCAAGAGAACUCGCACGAUCACAAAGCAGGGCGGGCCAUCUAUGCCUCAGACGUGAUGGCCUUCUACGUUUUCCUAACGUGCAACACUCUCGCCCUCUCCUCGUCAAUCUUCCUCAUAAUCAACCUCACUUGGGGCUUCCCGUUCUUCCUCGAGGUGCUCGUUGCGACGGUGUCGAUGCUGAUGACUUAUGGGGCCUCCAUCUUCGCGAUCACGCCAACAGAGACGAUGCCGUCGGUGCAAUUCCGGAAUAUCGCAGGGGACAUUUAACUUCAAAGCAGGCCUCGGGUUCGGAGCCCACAAGCACCUCAAAACAGCCUUCAAAGCGUACUGGAAAUCCACUACAAAGCUUGUUGAUCUUGGCUAGAACAGCAGCUUGGAGGCGCGAGGGAGGCGGCCAAGGGCGAACGGUGUGCGUGAGUGGUGCGGCUAGGCGGACAGCGCGACUCCAGCAGCGUGUGGUUUCGACGUGCGACGGCGAGUUGCUCCAAUUCUUCCUUCGGUGGCUGCUAGUCGUGUAAGAUGGAGGGAGAGAGGAAGGAGCUGCAUGAUCGGAUGAAGGAGAGGAGAGAGGGAGAGAUAAGGUGGAGGGCCCCUUGGCCAAGCUUUUCCACCGAGUUGUCUCCCAAGCCUUGUCCAAGAAGCCAGCAACCCUUGGCUGCAAUUGAGCCACCAAAACUCUCUUGUACAACAUG